Messenger RNA from Sycon ciliatum, 1329 nucleotides. RefSeq names its product DNA damage-regulated autophagy modulator protein 1-like. The transcript is spliced from 4 exons. Bases 84 to 827 code for a protein of 247 amino acids. NCBI's taxonomy places the organism in Eukaryota, Metazoa, Porifera, Calcarea, Leucosolenida, Sycettidae. The record is from RefSeq and is a predicted model, not a curated record.
AGUAGUUUGGCCGACUGGAGAUUGGAGUAGCACUCACUAGCAGGGUCUCUUGUCGUUCUAGCUUGAGCCGGUAGUUAGCAACAAUGGCUCCCGGUAAAGACGUCCAGGUGGUGUGGGGUGGUGGAGCCCCGGACCCGUCGCCGCCCUCACCUACAGGAUCAAUGUCUGCCAAGACGAUCACCUACUUCACCGUGAUUUUGACAACCACGACCAUUCUGACCAGCUAUGUUAUCGCCGUUUCGCUUCACCACGAACCCGCUUUCCUGCCGAUGAUAUCGGACUGCGCCAUCAAAUCUCCGGAGAUGUACCUGUUCCGCUAUGGCAUGUUGGUCUCAGCUAGCUUGCUGGCGUGCAACGUGCUGGUGAUACAUGCCGCCACGAAGAGCACUUAUUCACUGGCUCAUGCCAGCAUGACCAGUGGUCUUCUGGCUGCCUUCGGACUUGGCCUGUUGACAGCAGUGAACGUACACGAGUUCACCCCUGUGCACGGAGCUGCUGCAGUGACAUUCUUUGUGUGCUAUGAAGUAUUCAUGCUGAUCAUCAGCUACAACGCACAGGCUGACGAGCGUGUGUCGCGCACCUCGCUCAAUGUGAAGCGAGCGGCCGCAAUCGUCUCCUUGAUCGCCCUGCUCUGCCUGGCCGGCAUGUCACCCAAAUGGAGCCAUUUCCGAACGCCAAUCGCUGUCUGUGAAUGGACCAGCACUAUCAUGAUCCAGAUCUUCAACCUCAGCUUUGUCAAGGAUCUCGGCACAACUACCAUACAAGAAAUCAGUGGCAUUCACAGCUCCAGCUCAGGUGGCUACAGGCCAUUGAAAAACAUGAUCUAAUUGUCGGGAGGAAGAGCUUCAGUGCUUGAUCGAGAUAUGCCAAUGUGGCUCUAGUAUGAACGAAAUCUGUCAUUGUAUUAGUGUGGCUGUGGUGCAUGAUGUUUCAAGUCAUUUCAAAUAUUAUGAGAUAAACAGCCACAUAGAGCAAUUUAGUUUGCUACACUACUAGCUUGUGUGCCGGGAUUUUACGGCUUUGUGAACUGAAGAUUACUGCAGAAAUUUCUUGCGCUGUUACAGAUUUCAUUUCAAGAUUAUGAAACUAUCCCUUUUUUGUACUUUUCAUAGACUUCAGCCAUGCAGCCGUUUCAUAUUGCGUAAUGUACUCGUAACUCUUCGAGUUACGAGUAGGGUUACGAGUAGGUUAUGGGCCAUUUCUCUCAGGAUGAUUGUGCCGAUUGCUGCGGAUAUUGUAUCUCCUCGAGUAUUUAUUUUACGGGAACUCUUGUCAGCUGUCUGUCUAUCUGUCCAUGUACUUUAUGCGUUAUGGAGAACCAUUCAUGAA